This is a messenger RNA of Brassica napus (rape), 1977 nucleotides long. RefSeq names its product protein ZINC INDUCED FACILITATOR-LIKE 1-like. The transcript has 17 exons. Gene Ontology annotation, cellular component: plant-type vacuole membrane; plasma membrane. NCBI's taxonomy places the organism in Eukaryota, Viridiplantae, Streptophyta, Magnoliopsida, Brassicales, Brassicaceae. Gene Ontology annotation, molecular function: solute:potassium antiporter activity. The coding region runs from base 382 to 1833 and encodes 483 amino acids. The record is from RefSeq and is a predicted model, not a curated record. Gene Ontology annotation, biological process: transmembrane transport; regulation of stomatal closure.
UUUCUUUCACACGAUCAUUUCAAUGAUCGGUGCAGCUUUUGUUGACAUCUUCUUUUUCACGUUUACAACAAUUAGAACAAUGAAUGCGAAAGAGGAUUAAAGAAAGGUGACAUAAGAAUACUGUCAUGACUCAUGUUCCUUGGCUGCGAGUGGUGAGGAGGAGAAAAGCCAAGUUGUUUUGCUCUUCUCUCUUCCUCUCUCUCUAUAUAAUUAAAUGUUCUCCUUCAUUUGUUGUUAGAAGAAUUAAAGAGAGAGUACGUGACAAUCUUGUGUUGUGUUUCUCUGUGUUUGGUUUCUCCCGUUAAUAUAAAACUCUCCACAUCUUACCAGCCUUUUUGUAUUGCAUCCAUUCUAUUUGGAGGUUGGUUUUGUUUUCAAGAAAUGGCUGAAGAGUAUGCAGAAUGCUUGCUGGAGAAUAAAUUCCAUGAGAACUGCCCUGGCUGCAAGGUUGACCAGAUGAAGAGGCUUCGCCGUGGCUUCCCUUUCUCCGAGCUUCUCACCGUUUGGCUCAUCGUCCUCUGCACCGCUCUGCCUAUUUCCUCUCUUUUCCCAUUUCUUUACUUUAUGAUUGGUGAUUUUAACAUAGCAAAGAAAGAAGAGGACAUUGGGUUCUAUGCUGGAUUUGUUGGUUGCUCUUUCAUGCUCGGACGAACAUUAACAUCUGUCAUCUGCGGCAUUGUGGCUGACCGUUAUGGAAGAAAACCUGUAAUCCUCAUAGGAACUGCUUCAGUGGUCAUUUUCAACACUCUAUUCGGCCUAAGUGUAAAUUUCUGGAUGGCCAUCAUCACAAGGUUUUGCCUAGGUAGUUUCAACGGUCUACUUGGUCCUAUAAAGGCUUACGCAAUGGAAACAGUCCGUGAUGAAUAUCAAGGUUUGGCACUCUCAGCGGUUAGUACAACAUGGGGCAUUGGACUCAUCAUUGGUCCUGCUAUGGGAGGCUUUCUUGCUCAGCCUGCUAAGCAAUAUCCAAGUUUAUUCUCAGAAAAUUCAGUUUUUGGGAAGUUUCCCUACUUGUUGCCGUGCUUAGCAAUAUCUUGCUUUGCACUUCUGGUUACCAUAAUUUCAUUGCGGAUUCCGGAAACAUUGCACAAUCACAAGAUUGAUGAUGAUGCAUUAUCACCUGAUGAGUCUUUUGAUGCUCACAAAGCUUUGUCUCAUGACCCUGAAUCUCAUAAAACGACAGAGAGAAAUGAGAAAAGCUCUCUUUUAAAGAACUGGCCACUAAUCUCAUCUAUUAUCGUCUACUGCAUCUUUUCACUUCAUGAUAUGGCUUACACAGAGAUCUUUUCAUUGUGGGCAAACAGCCCCAGGAAAAAUGGAGGUUUGGGAUACUCAUCAGCCGAUGUUGGUUCUGUUCUUGCAUUUUCAGGGUUUGGUCUCCUUAUCUUUCAGCUUUCGCUCUACUCUUACGCGGAGAGGCUCUUAGGACCAACCAUGGUUACACGUAUCUCUGGGAGUUUGGCAUUAGUUCUCUUAUCAACUUACCCUCUAAUAGCAAAGCUAUCUGGUUUAGCCCUUACCCUGGCGCUAAACUGUGCGUCUGUAGCAAAGAAUGUUUUAGCAACUUCUGCUAUUACUGGUUUAUUCAUACUUCAAAACAGGGCCGUAAGACAAGACCAAAGAGGAGCAGCUAACGGGAUUGCCAUGACAGCAAUGUCUCUUUUUAAAGCAAUAGGUCCAGCAGCAGCAGGCAUCAUUUAUUCUUGGAGCGAGAAGCGUCUGGAUGCUGCUUUUCUCCCUGGCACACAAAUGGUUUUCUUUAUCCUCAAUGUGGUCUUGGCACUGGGAGUUGUAAUGACGUUCAAACCAUUUCUUGCUCAAACACAACAUUAGAGAUCAAUGAGAUUUUGAUGUUAUCAACUUAUCAUCAAGUUACAUACCAUCUGUAUUUAUUUUAGCUUGUAUUAGUCUAAUGCCAACUUUGAUCAUAGAUUUUCGUAAAAGAUAAAUUGUUACGAGAAACAACUUGUUCUUGUC